Molecule: messenger RNA, 1209 nt
Organism: Megalops cyprinoides (Indo-Pacific tarpon)
Lineage: Eukaryota; Metazoa; Chordata; Actinopteri; Elopiformes; Megalopidae
Gene: leg1.1
Product: liver-enriched gene 1, tandem duplicate 1
Exons: 6
Coding region: 32-1114 (360 amino acids)
Source: RefSeq, a predicted model, not a curated record
GCCACUGGACAGAUUCCCAUUUUGUGGUGAGAUGGCACACAUGCUUUCUCUAAAGGCUGCGAUUCUGCUGUCUUUUUGCUCUCUGCAUGCGAAUGCAGCAGAGAUCACUGAAAAUGGCUACCCCAUUCUGUGGGAGAAAUCACCAGGCCAGCUCACCGAACUGCCCUCUGUUGAUGAUGUGAUUGUCAUCAACCCAUGGAACUAUCUGCAGAGGAUGAGCUUGCACAAGAUAAUGCUGAAUGCCACAGACAUGUACAUGACCUCCAUGGGAGAAAAUGCUACUGAAAACCCCUUGUGGGGACUCCCUCUGCAGCUAGGCUGGAUACUUAAGUCAGGUCGAUUAGUUGACCCUUCAGGUGUUAAUUCUUGUGGGAAAGAAACAGGGGGUCCUAUGUGUGUUUCACCCAAGAGCUGGUGGGCAUGUGUUAAUUAUUAUCUAUCUGUGAUUCCAUUCCUGGCGGCUGUGGAGACGGGCAUUGUUGGGCAAGGCUUCAAGAUCCAGAUUCAGGCACCCAGUGAAGAGUCUGAGGACUACUGCGUGUCCUUUUCAGACUGCACUUCAAAGCAGCCAGAAAUGAUGUCCAAAUGGGAGACCUUUUUCCUGGCCCUGAAAAACCUGAGCUCAGCAGAUAUUCCACAGUUUGAAAAAAAAGACCAAAUACUAGGAUACAUGUGGGAAGCUCAACAAGCCUCUAUGCAUGCAGGGUCCAAAUGUAAAGAGCGCCUGAAACACUACUCAACCCUGGAGGUAACCUUCAGUCGCAGCUGGAUGAAGUCUGUGGACUAUGUGGCGGCCACACGCUUCCAUUCCAACAUGGAGAGAUCCAAGCUGUUCACAUCUCCACUCCCAAGUAAGAUUCUUCGGGAGGGAGACAAGCCACCCAACAUCCCUGGCCUCAGCUCGGAGGAGAAUCACACCCUCUACGUCUUCACAUGGAUGGACAGCAUGAACACGCUUCUUGGUGGAACCUUGGUGCAGAUGUGGGAAAGUGCCAUGUGCUCAGAGAAGACUCGAGAAAAAGGACAGGCACUUCUGCAGGACCUGGUCUUAGACCCCAAAUUUGUUGUUUCAGGACUCUUUACCAUCCUGAUAGAAAUGGGUUCCAGCUGCUAGGUUUUCCACAUUGUUCGCUACACUCCAGCACAGUUCACUACCAGCACUGGAGACUAAAUCAGAAUUCCUGAAUUAAAUUCUUCUUUCAAACACCU